AUAAUUUUUUCUUAAUAAUAAGUUCCAGUGUUUCACUAAGUUCACUACCGAAUCAAAGGGAGUGAGGGCGAGAAACAGAUUCAAAGAGAAAAGGGAGAUCACAUCGCCGAAACCCUAACUGUCACCGUCGUCACCGCCGUCGCUGCCAUCGCCGCCUUAGGUCAUCUCCACCCUCCAAGUCGGCGCCUCCGCCUCCUCUGACAUCUUCCUCCACCUCCUCCCCUCCCACUUUUCAAUCUCCGCAACCUCCACAUCGACGAGUGCCUCUCCAUUCCCCUUCCGCUAUCUCUUCCCGUUCCCGCCGGAAGGUGCUCUCUCAAGGUGCAUUGUGUUGCCGACAACACCUCCUCCGCCGUUUGAGGUUGAACAUGUUGUCAGGGAAGAGAAGACAAUGGCAUCAUAUGAUCUUAUUGAGAUAUACUGUGAACUUAUUGCUGCACGCUUGCCAAUGAUCGAGUCACUAAAAGGCCCUUGGAUAAAAAAUCAUGUUCAACUAAUUAUGCAGCAUUCUAGUGUCGCAUUUAAGGAAGAAAUUUCAAGUGUAAUAUUUGCAUGUCCAAGAUGUGCAGACUUACCUGAGCUUGUAGAUGUGCGGAAGCAUCUUACAGUGAAGUAUGGGAAAGAAUUUGCAUCGGCAGCUGUUGAAUUACGCCCUGACUAUGGUGUAAAUCGCUUGUUGGUUGAGAAAUUGUCUGCCAAAGCACCCGAUGGUCCAACCAAAAUAAAAAUAUUAUCUGCAAUUAAUGAAGAACAUAAUAUCAAAUGGGAACCCAAGUCAUUUGGAGAAAAUGAUAUAAAGCCUUCUCAAGACUUGUUGGCUGGGCCAAAAACUUUUGAGAAGGCAACUUAUGCAGAACCUUCUCAAGUCCAUGUUCCAGCAGCUGUUCGUGAUGAAAAGGGUCCUCCUAACGAACAGGCUUCCUCACAAUUUAAACCAGUGUAUGAUAGACCAACAGGUUCGGAUGCACAGAAUACAAGUGAUGCUACUAGAAAGGACACUGGAAAUCAGUCAAGACCAUCAGGCAUGUCUGAUCCCAAAAUUAUGCCUUCAAGAACUGGAAAUCAAGAAAUGCAUUAUAGAGAUUCAUAUUCUGAAAACAGUAGUGCUUUUCCUACUGUAAAGCAGAAUUGGAAUAUGGAAUUUAAGGAUGCUGCCUCUGCUGCACAGGCAGCAGCAGAAUCUGCGGAGCGUGCAAGCAUGGCUGCAAGAGCAGCUGCGGAACUUUCAAGUCAUGAAAAUGUAGCAAGGCAGCGUUCAAGUGAAUCACAUAGUUCUCCUAGAAGCCAGCUAAGAGAUGAAAUACCUCAAGAAUAUUCUUUUAAUGAUGACAAAAACCUUUCUACAGCUUUUGCGUAUACCACCUUCCAUAGAGGCAGUUCUGGGAUGAACAACGAAAAAAUUAAUACAAGAGAGCAAAAUUAAUACAAGAUAACCUUAACACAUUGGUUUGUCUUUAGUAAUUUAAUACUUGCUAAUGUAGAUUCCGUGGGUUACUCCAGGAUAAUGAAUAGUUCCAUGUUAUGUAUCGCGAAGGGCCGGAGGGAACUCCGUUUCAUUCAUUGCUAGCUCAAGGCUAUGUAGAUGGGCCUGUUGAUGUUUGUUUAUGCCUUUUAUGGGAGACACCACUGGUGCACGAAAUUGUGAUUGUUCAUUCCUUGGUAACGGCGCCAAAAACUUAAUACGUACGUUCAUUAUCUUAGUUCUUUUUCACAACUUCGCACAACUAACCAGCAAGUGCACUGGGUCGUCCAAGUAAUAAACCUUAUGUGAGUAAGGGUCGAUCCCACGGAGAUUGUCGGCUUGAAGCAAGCUAUGGUCAUCUUGCAAAUCUCAGUCGGGCGGAUUCAAAUGGUUAUGGUGAAUUGAUAGUUAAAAUAUAAGUAAAAUAUAAAAUAGGAUAGAGAUACUUAUGUAAUUCAUUGGUGAGAAUUUUAGAUAAGUGUAUGGAGUUGCUUUUGUUCCUUC
Arachis ipaensis is the source of this 1966-nucleotide messenger RNA. The record is from RefSeq and is a predicted model, not a curated record. NCBI's taxonomy places the organism in Eukaryota, Viridiplantae, Streptophyta, Magnoliopsida, Fabales, Fabaceae.